Messenger RNA from Ruditapes philippinarum (Manila clam), 6528 nucleotides. RefSeq lists its product as uncharacterized. Lineage: Eukaryota; Metazoa; Mollusca; Bivalvia; Venerida; Veneridae. The coding region runs from base 3335 to 4894 and encodes 519 amino acids. The transcript is spliced from 3 exons. The record is from RefSeq and is a predicted model, not a curated record.
AGGAUUGUGAAAUAUGACAUUUACUAGUAACUUGUUUGUCGUGAGAUGGAUUUUAAGAAUGUAGGAAUUUUUGUUUUAUACUUCCCGCUUUGUGUUAAGGUACGCGAGAUUUUAUGAUUACAUGUAUUUAAAUGAGGACGACGAUUUCCCAGACAGACAGAUAUCGUUGUAAAUACAGUGUAAUUAUAAAGAUUCUCAUGAAUAUACAGAAGAUAAAAGGAAAUAAAAGAAAAUCUGGAUAAUAUUUCACUAACUGACAAAUUUAUUCAUGAUGUAAGCGAGUUUCGGACGAAGAACUUGUUCCGACAGUGAAUAAGGAGAAGAAAAAAAACAUACAUCAACAGUACAACUUAACUUAAUAUUUGGAGAAAAUCGAGGGGAAAAACAGACUUUACACCUUUUGCAGAAUAAAGACGGCCAAUAACUUUACAGCUUCGUGAAAAACAAAGUGUAAUGUGUUACAAAUAAAUACUCUUAAGUGUCAACAGAUUUGGUUAAGAAAACCGCUGGCGUGUGAAAAAAAAUGGUGUGAAUAGCUACAAAGCGAAAGAACAUCGUUGUAUCUAGCCAUCACCCAAGAAGGACAAGAUUUUUAUCUUAAGGGGUUAAAAUUGACACAAAAACUGUCCUGAAAAGUUGUUCAAAAACCGCAGAGAAAAUCACUAUAACUGAUCUAAAUUGUAUCAUUUAAGAAUAACAUUUUCUCGAUCCCAGAACCAGAUUUGAAAACGGGCGAAGAUAUUCUUUUGUUCACCUUCACUCCGCCCAUUUGCCGACAUUGUGAAUUUUAAUUUACAAUUUCAAUUGAGCGCUCUGUGUACGCGAGACGCUCGAUGUUUAAAUGAGCUUAAAAGGUGUUUAAAUUGACUCUCUUUUGUUGGCGUUAAUUUCGGGCUUCACAUCUGUGCACUUUUUGGUGAAAGAAAAGUUAAAGCUCGGACGCUGGUUAGGCUGUUUCUAAUUUCACGGAGUCUGAAUUUGUGUAACCUUUCCUGAGGUAAAGGCCUGUCUUUUUGCUGUUCGGCUGCUGCAUUUGAUUUAAUCCAGAACGGGCGCAAGUCUGGUGUUAAUCAAACAAUAUCAAAAUUUAGUUUACUUUCUUGCAGAAAUUGAUACAUUAUCCGCACAGUGUGAAAGAUUAGUACCUAACUAAUUAGCGGCGACAUCAAAGGAGCGGGAAGAUUAAUCAAGGAUAAUUAGUACGUUCAGAUCAAAGGGCGUCGAGAUAAACAUAUAAAAAUAGGUAGGAGACGGCGAAACAUUUUCAUACAUGUAGGAGUGAAACAGUUAAUCAUUUGGACAAAAAAUCGGCUUAAAAACAAAAUCGGAUUAUCUACUUUCGAUUUCUAAUAAAAGUGAACAAGCUUAGUGACCGGUAGCUUAUUUAUCUUUAUAUAUUAAGAUCGGAUUGGCAAAGUGCGUAAAUAUGAAAUUCUAAACUAAGAUUGGAAUUAAAAAUUUGACGAAUAAAUAUAUUAAACUUCUUUGGAAUGAAUACCAACUUGCAAUAACUUUAAACUAGGACACGCUCAUUUUUUAUUUUUUUAGAAUGAAAACAGAAAAAUUACCCGGUGACAGUAAUAUAUAAUAUAUUGACUUUCAAUCAAACCGCAGUGACUUACUGACAGUGAUGGAAUAUUAACAAAUCGUAAAAAACAGUGUGAUGAUAAAAUAAUAAAAAAUAUAUGACAGAAUCAGUGUCGUGGAACGCUCUUUACAUUUUAUUGAUAAACCAUCUACCCGGAUUUUAAAGCGACGUGCGGGAAUUCUAAUUAAGACAAGUUGGCAUUAAAAUAAACUGUUAAAAACAAGUGGCAAGUUUGAUUUGAUGGGAAAUCAGCUAGUGACUCUGGAACAUACUGUAUAUAAAGUGGGAACGGAUAUUUCUCGAAAUCAAAAACAAAAUUUGUCAGUUGUUUAAUCAGACGACAGUGGAGAGAGGUUUUGUGUAUAGAAAGAUCUGUAUAGCAUCUUGUUCACGGUGGAUGCACCUUAAUGACAUUGGGUCUAUCUCUUGUAUAACUUGAUACAAAAAAUAUUUACGGCCGCAAUAUUGGAUUACUUCGCUGAUAUUAUGCGAAAAACUUUAGAUCGUUUGAUAGUAUAGUGACUGCGGUUAAAGCGGAGUUAAAAAGAUACUUUUUGUGAACGGUGUUACACGUUUUGGAUGUGAAAAGAUCACGUUAAAUUCUAAUGGACAUUUGUGUGAAGUCAUCUGGUAUUUAACGUGAUUCUUUUGUUUUAUUUGGAAUACGGAAUGUAGGGAGCUUUUUUGAUGAAACGAUAAAUCCGUAUCUUUUUUGGUGAAGAUUUAUCUGAUUCAUUGACUCCUGUUUUAACGAAAUAACGAGGAAUUAACAGUAAAUGUAGGACUUUUGAAACAGCUAGUUCACCAUUUAAAUAAAACUCGAUAUAUAUAAAGGGAUAUCUAUUGACAAGAGGAAAAAGGAUUUUUAUGAUAUAUUAUAGUCGUUAAAGGAAUUUUUAAACAUAGUUAAUACUCGGACAUAUCUUUGUAUCCAAUAUCAAAUGCCAUUAGUCGCCACGGAGCGUCAUUACGGGUAGUUUAGCUAUAUCAGAAAAAGCCUGUUUUUACAUUUAGUAAAAUAAACAUACGGAAUUAUCAAAGGAAGAUUCGCUUAAAUCCUAAUUUAUUUGGACAAGAGAUCAUCCUCAUGUGACACCUUAAUCCUAGGUUAUACUCGGGAACUACUUUCUUCGCGGAGGUACAACCGCCGAUGAACCGGGUAAUGGACUAACCAGUGAAUUUUUAUGCAAGCCAGCCAAGUUAUUUACAGAUUUCUAAUGUUUGUUCAUUUUUGUGGUUCCCUUUCGUAACUGGGUUGUAGAAGACUAAAAUUUACGCAACUGAGUGACUUUUACUGUGUGGAUUUUAACGUUUUAAAACGCAGAAUCGAUUUUCCGUGACACGGAUUAUUGCAACGUCUCAAGCAACAGACAUUUAUGACUCUAGAAAUUUAAAACAAAAUAGUGUGAAGUAAAGAGGAAAAAAGGAAUUGAGUUGUAUUAAAAAAUUUGUAUUAUUUUAUACUUGGACAGUUUGUCGAUACUGGAAUUCCGUUUAAAGUGGUUGCGAAUUGUUAAUACGCGGACAAGUUUGAAUAUUGGAUAUAUAGAACGAUAUAGCAGACGAGAAAAAAGGCGUUAAAUAUUGAUGCAGAAAAGGCAGACGAGAUUAGAUUAAUUGAUCACACUUUUUUUCAGUAUUGAGAAAAUAUUCUAAAAGAGAACAUUAAACAUAUUAUUGCUGCGUUUCAAGAGGAUCAAAAUUUCGUAGAGAAAAGCAAAUAUAUAUAUAAAAAAUUGUUCAAACAUGGAAAACGGAUUUAAAAGACAGAAAGUUUUGCUCGCGGUGUUUUUUAUGAUUCUAUUGACUAUGCCAGUAGAAUCACUUAAUGGAAACUGCGUUCUUAAAGGAAGAAUUUAUACCGGACUAGAAUGGUAUGGGUACCUGCUUCGAAAAACUUUUCAGCAUAAUAUUUCUAGAAUACAGUACACAAUUUCGUAUCCCUUGGCAGAUUGUUGUGCCAAAAUGCUUAUAUAUUAUGACGACCAGAUGAGAGAUCUGUCUCAGGAUAUGACGUGCCAACAAAGGGAGAGAAUUCUUCCAAACGUUAGUAAUCAAGUUAUCCCCCUUAAUGCCGAUAACGGAACUCUCGGCUGCUCAGUUUGGCGCGAAACCGGAAAAGAACCUAUGGUCGUCUGCAUCGGGGAAAGAACUUUAAAAUCUAGUGCUCCGAGAACUUGGUUUGUUGCUUUGAGUAGGUGCGGGUCAACUAAUCAAAUAACUCUGAACUAUCAGUUUAAUAUAACCGGAUAUUACGGCAACUGUGAAGACGAUCCUUUAGCGAAUACAUACAUUCCCCCUAAAGAGGUAGAAGAAGUCAAUUCAAACUUGCAUAUAGCGAUUGCUUUAGGUGUAAUAGCAGGAAUAGCUGUUAUUGUGGCUGUCGUAUUCAUUGUGUUAUACAUCUUCAGCAGACAGCAAAUGAAACAAAAACCGAAAACCAGCGGAUCUGUGACGUCAUCACAAGCGACAAUGACGCAAGAUAUUUUCUACGUAAACCCAUCACUGUCCGAUAGGGAGCAUUCUGAUUCCCAGUACAGUCGAUCAAGCUCGGAAAACUAUUAUGAGGUCAUCCCGGACAGGAGAAGUUACGAAAGUAUUAACACACAAUUAGCCCUCCACGGGCAUGGGGGCCGUACUUUAAAUCUUGCUUCGAUUCCUCGAGAACAUAGAGCUAGAAUACCAUCUUACAUAUUUGAAGACAUACCACCCCCACCUUACCAGCCACCAAAUUUACAGGGUCAAGGUCAUCACCACCAUGCGCAUGCGCAUCAGCUAUCAAACUCUUCUGGACAUCAAUCUCAAGGGUCAGGAUCAGGCCAUCCUCUGCUAGGAAACUCCAGUCCUUACGCACCCGGUCUUCAACAACACAUUCCGCUGACAACGCGCUUACUUCCAAUAAGUUCCGGAAACGGCUCAAUUAGUGGACCCGUAACAAUGGCAACUACCACUCGAAUGCCAUUACAGAGUAGUUCUAAUGGACUUAUGACCAGUGGAAACUCACUACAAGGUCCAAAUCAUUCUUCAGCUGGAAACUUUCAUUCCUCUUCUGGUACUAGUGCAGGUGCGCAAGAAAAACAAAAUGGCGGAAUUACGACAUCAGCCGGAGGACUAAAUUCUCAUAGUGCUAACACUUUACCGAGGACACAAACAAAUGACGAUGCCAUUCCGUUACAAAAUGGCGGACCAAUUCAAAAUAGUGGAGCUAACCAUGGAACAAUGGGACGAUAUCCGCUCCACAACACAAAUCAUGCGAAACUGUUAAAUCAUGCAUAUAGAAUACAACAGUUUGAAACAACGGCGUAAUGAGCGCCUUAGUGACCAUGAUCAGAUCUGACUGACUGAAAGGAAUGCAAGUUAUUAAUGCAUUUAAUAUUUAAUGAGAGUGUUCAUUUAAAAUGAAUGUUUGUUGUUACGUUUGUUUAUCAUUUAAAUAUAUGUUGAAUUUCCAUGUUCACUAAUCACUAUAACAAAACCAUUAAGCUAUGAAAAUAGCAUUUCACUUAUUUACUCUACUUUUUUAACAUACCUGCUAUUUCGACAAUUGUUUUAAAAAUGGUCGCUUACAAUAUAUGAAUGGCUGAAAUCCUAUUAGGAAAUUAUUAUUUUCAUAUUUUCUCUUUAGAUAAAAGUCGUGAAAGUCGUGCAACUAAUGGUUAUGCAUAAUUGUUUUGUUAUUUUUUCGCUAUAUUAUUCAACAUGUUCAACAUUCAAGUACUAAUCGUAUGGAUAUGAGCAAAUUUUUACAUUGAAUUCAAUUUUGACUUUUUCGUAACUACUUUGUGUUUCGUUUGUACUUUUUCGGUUCACUGUUUUACUCGCACCUUUUUUCACAAUAGUUCUGUUCUACCAAGAAGUUAUUUCGUUAUGCAUGUAGCAUGAACAUUUUCAUGCAAUUUAUUUGUUAAUAUUGAUUGUAAUUUAAGUUAAGUAAUGAUAAAAUGUAAAUUGUGUCUCUUGGUAGAAUUUUUGGGUCCAUUAGAAAUACAUGUAUAUUGUUUGUUUAGAAUGUCAUGUAUAUUCCUAAUUUUCCAAGGAGACAUUAAGAUAUAACCUAUGAAAUGGUGCAAAACUUUUUUUCUGCGAUGUAAGAAAAGGAAACGCUGAGUAAUUUGGUGCGGACAGUAAACUCUUUUUCGAGGGUAUGAAUAUUUUGACAAAGUGUUAAUGUUAAGUUAUAAAUGAAUAGGAAAUGCAUUAAUGUAAUGGUUUUGAUUUUUUCCUGUAAUUUAAAUGUUGAAAGUUCAUGUGAAAUAUUGAUAUUUAUUGUUUGUACAUAUUUCAAGUAUCGUGUUUGUUAUAUAGAUGUGCUAUUGUUUUAAACAAAAGUGUAUGCCUGGCGAAACAUUCAUUUCUUUUAAACUGUUGGCGAUAAAAAUACUUGUAUAUCAUUUCGUUUAUGGAAAUGUAAAACAUUUUCAAAGAUUGUAAGCAAGCAGACACUUGUAGGAGCUGUAUGUUUUAAUUCUGAUUGAUAAAAACUGUUUGACACAAAUAUUAUUUUUCAUCUUAAUAUGAUGUCAUCAAAGACGUCAUUUCAGAGAUACAUUUUUGAGAGCUUGUAGUUUCAAUUUGAGAAACAAAAUGAGAUAUGCUUAAAAUUAAAAAUAUUUCAAGCGUUUUUUUAUUGUAUGCGUAUUUUUUCAAUGUUUAAGUUUAAUAAUUUUAUAUCUAAUUCUAAGCCCAUCUUGAUAUUCAUGUACAAUAAAUGCAUUUAUAUAUGUUAGAAAUUUAGCGCAUUUGAACUGCAUUUAUCUCAAUGUAUGAUUUUUUUUAUAGAGUCCUUCGAGUCCUUUGAUAUUUUAAACACCAACUCCUUUGUGUACUUUGAUUUCUUCGUGUGUGAAUACGAAUUUCUUCAAAAAUGUUUUUCUACCAUAGUUUUGUUAUGAAAAUGUUGUAUUUUAAUAAGAUCGUUCAAUUAAAUGUGCAAUUCUAAA